Messenger RNA from Kwoniella botswanensis, 1275 nucleotides. RefSeq lists its product as uncharacterized. Lineage: Eukaryota; Fungi; Basidiomycota; Tremellomycetes; Tremellales; Cryptococcaceae. The coding region runs from base 1 to 1275 and encodes 424 amino acids. The transcript is spliced from 4 exons. The record is from RefSeq and is a predicted model, not a curated record.
AUGACACACCAGCCACCCUUCGACCUCCCUCAGAUAGGAUCCCCAUCCUUCACCCCUCUACUCCUCCGCUAUGUCCUCGCUCAUCCUUCCCUAGAUGGUUGGCCCAUCAACCCAUCCUUGUUCUCUGUGAUUAUACUAGCGAUGAUAGUGAGGAAAGGAGGUGUGGUGGUCGAUACCAAUAAGAGGGAUGUAGACGUUCUCGUUAAUGCCGUACAUCAUAUGAUUAGGUUGAUAUUUGAUUUAAGAGUAUAUCAUUUAUCGCUUGAUGAACACUCUGGAUUGGAAGAUGUGGUAAAUCACUUAUCCCAUCAAACGUCCCAGCCGAACAGGACAAUGCUAGAUCGUGGAUAUGAUAAUGAAAGGCAGCCGGGUAGGCAAAUAGACAAUGAGGAUGCAGACGAGAUGGAAGUUCUUGUGAUAACUGGGUUGGAGAGUGCCCGUAGUCCAGUGAAAGUGAAGCUGGCAGGUAUCAUGACUAAGAAACGUAUAAGAGUACCUUCAAGUCAGAAGAAUGACGAGGAUGUGACAGGAGACGGAUUAGAAAGAAAGUCCGAUCCGCUCAUUAUCUGGGUACGGGAGGAAGGGAAGGAAGUACCGUCUUGGAUGAUCGAUCAUUUCAUGCUGGGACUCAAUAUCGAUUCGGACGACAUUGAACCACCUCCAUCUGAUCUGGACUAUCCUCCGAGUGGAGAAGGUAUACUACCUAAUACUUAUAUCAACCAGCUCGCAUCUUUACUACCUUAUGUACACAUCCACGCCCCGCUAAAGAUACACAUGAGCAACCUCCUUUCUGCCGUUUCCUCCCAUCCGGGAUUACGAACCGCCAUGACUGGGAGGUCAACAAGGUGUUUUGGGGAAUAUGUUAAAGCCCAUCGACUAUUGAGUGGAUCAUUCACUGUACCAUACGCGUUCUUCGAAUCCUCAUCGACCCAAAAUGGAUACGAGGAAAAGUCUUUGAAAGGAACAGGUCUUGGAGGCGGGAUAGGUGGAGUGGAUACUUGGGCUGAGAUGGCGGGUGAAGAACCUUCCCUUUCCAAGUUUGUCAGUGAGACUGAAGGAGUUGUAGAUGAUGUAUAUUGUACGCCGGCUAAUGUUGAGGGUGUAUGGAAGGUAUUUGUGGGGCAUCGAUGUAGGAGCAGAGAAGAGAGGGAGGAAGUUAUGUAUCUGAUCAAAGGAUCUGCUGUGGAUGGGAAUGCAGAUGAAACGAAGAAGAAGAAGGGUGGAAAGAGGAGAGGGGUGGACAGGAUAUUAGAUGAGAUUCUGAGGACUGUUUAA